This is a messenger RNA of Chaetomium fimeti, 904 nucleotides long. RefSeq names its product ras family-domain-containing protein. NCBI's taxonomy places the organism in Eukaryota, Fungi, Ascomycota, Sordariomycetes, Sordariales, Chaetomiaceae. Gene Ontology annotation, biological process: vesicle-mediated transport. The transcript is spliced from 5 exons. The record is from RefSeq and is a predicted model, not a curated record. Gene Ontology annotation, molecular function: GTPase activity; GTP binding. The coding region runs from base 1 to 654 and encodes 217 amino acids.
AUGGCACAAGCAGGAGCUGGCGGGUCGUAUAACAACCCGCUGAAGAAGUUCAAGCUCGUCUUCCUCGGGGAACAAAGUGUUGGGAAGACGUCGCUCAUCACACGGUUCAUGUACGACUCGUUCGAUAACAUGUACCAAGCCACCAUCGGCAUCGACUUCCUCUCCAAGGCAAGCCUCGAUCGGCCCAGGACUAUGUACCUCGAAGACAGGACGGUGCGAUUACAGCUCUGGGACACAGCCGGGCAGGAGCGAUUCAGGAGCUUGAUCCCGUCCUACAUCCGGGACUCGAGCGUGGCGGUGGUAGUCUACGACAUCUCAAACGCAAAAAGCUUCCAGAACACGCGGAAAUGGAUCGACGACGUGCGGGCGGAGCGGGGCAACGACGUGAUCAUCGUGCUGGUGGGCAACAAGACGGACCUGAACGACAAGCGCGAGGUGACGACGCAGCAGGGCGAGGACGAGGCCAAGCGCAACAACCUCAUGUUCGUCGAGACGAGCGCCAAGCUGGGCCACAACGUCAAGACGCUCUUCAAGAGGAUAGCCCAGGCCCUGCCCGGCAUGGAGGGCUCCGACGCCGCCGCCCAGGCGUCCAACCAGAUGAUCGACGUCAAGACCCCCGCCGGCCCGAUCCAGCAGGAGGGGUGUGCUUGUUAGCGGGGAGGGUGCGCACGAGUGAGGUGGUAGGGAUCGGGGGUAUGGAACGGGGGGGAAGGCAGGGGCGGAGAUACCCAUGGUCGCCGAGAUUGCGCCUAUGUGGCCAGCAAGGCGCAUCCGGCGGAGUGGGAGGCGGUGGGUGCGUCUGCAUCAGCGUUACAUGAAUCAAUCUAAUAAUAUGUACUUCAUGACCUUCACGUUGAGAGUCGUCUUCGCUUCCAGUAUUUGGGGGGUUGGAAAACAGCGACGG